This is a messenger RNA of Candidula unifasciata, 372 nucleotides long. Lineage: Eukaryota; Metazoa; Mollusca; Gastropoda; Stylommatophora; Geomitridae. The record is from the annotation of a GenBank genome assembly.
AUGUAUGUCGCUGUCUCUCUCAUUAUGGUCGGUCUGUGUGGCCUCGUGUCCGAUAUCGUUGGCGCCAAGCCAGGUAUCCGUGAGACGGCUCCUGAGUUUUCCUCGUGCCGUAUCAAUGAUCGUGUCUAUCAACAUCUGGAGAGAACCCCUGACCCUUGCAACAGGUGUUGGUGCUCCAAUGGAGUGGAGGCAUGCAACAGACGAGGCUGUCCAUCUGAUUUAAGACCUCAAGGCAGAGCUCCGUGUGUCGUUGGCGACAGAGUUUACCCGCACGGACAGAGAACAGGAGAUCCUUGUGACAGAUGUCAGUGCUUCAAUGGGCAUGAACUGUGUACCCUUAACAUGUGUUACAUUGAUGGCGUCCCAGUGUAA